This is a messenger RNA of Neoarius graeffei (lesser salmon catfish), 657 nucleotides long. RefSeq lists its product as uncharacterized. The transcript has 3 exons. The record is from RefSeq and is a predicted model, not a curated record. The coding region runs from base 13 to 657 and encodes 214 amino acids. NCBI's taxonomy places the organism in Eukaryota, Metazoa, Chordata, Actinopteri, Siluriformes, Ariidae.
UGGAUUGCAGCUAUGAAGAGACAGGAUUGGGAGCCAACAGAGUACUCCAGACUUUGCAGUGAUCAUUUCAUUUCAGGAGCAAGGAGUAACCACCCCCUCUCCCCAGAUUUUGUUCCCAGUGUCUUCCAACACACCUCAUCACCUGUGAAGCGAAAAGGGCAGCAGUCUCUGGAGUCAUUUCAGCGUCGACAGGCCAUAAAGUCCAGAAAGAGAGACGAAGAAUCCCGUAGAUCAGCUGCACAAGCUCUCCUGGAUCUAACCUCAGGCCUGAACAUUCCAGUAGAGGACUUGGAAUUAGAGAAUACUACUGAGGCAGAUGUUGAACGAACAUUUGAAACCUCAAACAGUGUAUGCACACAGACUGACUUGUCCAUGGACCAUAUUUCUGCUAUGGAACUUGAGCUCCAAAACUUGAGGGAUGAAACUAGAGACAUAAAGGCCGACAAGUCAAGACAGUUUCUACAAAAGUCUUCCUUUGAAAACAAUGAUGAGAAAGUCAGGGUGUUUACAGGGUUGCCUUCUUUCACUGUUCUAAUGAUAUUUUAUGACGCUGUCAAAGUUUGUUUAAAAGAUAGCCCUACAAUGAUGUGUUUUCAACAAUUUCUUCUUGCAUGCAUGCGGCUCAGUCCCAUUAAUGUUAUCAUGGCCUGGACGUGA